This is a messenger RNA of Nycticebus coucang (slow loris), 3160 nucleotides long. RefSeq names its product RALBP1 associated Eps domain containing 1 (gene REPS1). The coding region runs from base 581 to 2971 and encodes 796 amino acids. Gene Ontology annotation, biological process: endosomal transport; endocytosis. Gene Ontology annotation, molecular function: calcium ion binding; protein binding. The transcript is spliced from 20 exons. The record is from RefSeq and is a predicted model, not a curated record. Gene Ontology annotation, cellular component: cytoplasm; plasma membrane. Lineage: Eukaryota; Metazoa; Chordata; Mammalia; Primates; Lorisidae.
CGGCUGCCGCUGUCAGUGUUGGUCGGGGCCGGGCCAGGGCGCUGUAAAUGGCGGCGGAGGGAGGCGGAUCGGCGGCCACGCUGAACCCAGAGCCCCCAAAACUUUAGACUUGAAGCCCACAACUUUCCGGGAAGUGCGGCCGCUCCGGAGGCGUGGACGGAAGGGGCAGCCGAGGCGGGAAGUCUGGGGGAAGCGGCGGGGAGCCGGGGAGACUCGAACCCGCGGCGGGGGCGGAGUCCGCUAGUGCCUCGCGCCUCCGCGGCCCCCGCCUCCUUCUCGGCACCCUCCCCGCGGCUGGAGCCGGAGCCGGAGCCGGAGCCGGAGUCCAGUCCAGGGUUGCGCAGGGCCUCGCGAGCGGCUGCGCGCCGAGCCCAGCCGGGCCCCCUCCUCGCGACCUCCGGGCCCUGUGGCCCGAGCGUACCCGGCGCGAGUGAGGCCGGGGCUGCGGCUCCCGGCGGCUUUCGGGGAGCAAGGAGGAGGCCGGGCCGCGCGGCCACGCGCAGCGCCCGUCGCCCCCGGUCCUGGGGCCGGACCCCGGGUGUUGUAUGCGGUGCGGGGCGGCUGCGAGCCGGAGGCGAAGAUGGAAGGCUUAACCCUGAGCGAUGCGGAACAGAAAUACUAUUCAGAUCUCUUCUCCUACUGCGACAUCGAGAGCACCAAGAAGGUGGUGGUCAACGGGCGGGUGCUGGAGCUGUUCCGGGCCGCGCAGCUGCCCAGCGACGUGGUUCGCCAGAUCAUGGAGCUUUGUGGUGCAACAAGACUUGGUUAUUUUGGAAGAAGUCAAUUCUACAUUGCUUUGAAACUUGUAGCAGUUGCGCAGUCUGGUUUCCCUUUAAGAGUGGAAAGUAUAAAUACAGUUAAGGACCUUCCUCUGCCAAGAUUUGUUGCUUCAAAGAAUGAACAGGAAUCUCGCCAUACAGCCUCAUAUUCUUCAGAUUCUGAAAAUCAAGGAUCUUAUUCUGGUGUAAUCCCCCCACCACCUGGCAGGGGGCAAGUGAAAAAGGGAUCCAUAAGCCAUGAUACGGUUCAGCCUCGUACAACCGCAGAUCCACAGGAACCUGUGUCCCCAGUAGUUUCCCCACAGCAGUCCCCACCAACUUCUCCACACACAUGGAGGAAGCACAACCGUCACCCCAGUGGGGGGAACAGUGAGAGGCCUCUUGCAGGACCCGGACCUUUUUGGUCUCCCUUUGGUGAAGCACAAUCAGGUUCUUCCGCCGGUGAUGCGGUGUGGUCAGGGCAUUCUCCACCUCCACCUCAAGAAAACUGGGUCAGUUUUGCAGAUACCCCACCAACCAGUACUCUUUUAACCAUGCAUCCUGCUUCUGUCCAGGACCAGACAACAGUACGAACUGUAGCAUCAGCUACAACUGCCAAUGAAAUUCGUAGGCAAUCCAGUAGUUAUGAUGAUCCCUGGAAAAUAACAGAUGAACAAAGACAGUAUUAUGUAAAUCAGUUUAAAACCAUUCAGCCUGAUCUAAACGGAUUUAUUCCAGGAUCUGCAGCUAAAGAAUUUUUUACAAAAUCAAAACUUCCUAUUCUUGAACUUUCUCAUAUCUGGGAACUCUCAGACUUUGAUAAAGAUGGUGCAUUGACACUGGAUGAGUUUUGUGCUGCUUUCCAUCUGGUGGUCGCUAGGAAGAAUGGCUAUGACUUGCCGGAAAAACUCCCUGAAAGUUUAAUGCCCAAACUGAUUGAUUUGGAAGAUUCAGCAGAUGUUGGGGAUCAGCCAGGUGAGGUAGGUUAUUCAGGCUCUCCUGCCGAAGCUACUCCAAGCAAGUCACCAUCUAUGCCAUCACUAAACCAGACUUGGCCUGAGCUGAAUCAGAGCAGUGAGCAGUGGGAGACAUUUAGUGAACGCUCUUCAAGCUCACAAACUCUGACCCAAUUUGAUUCUAACAUUGCACCAGCUGAUCCUGAUACUGCUAUUGUUCACCCGGUUCCCAUUCGUAUGACUCCAAGCAAAAUCCACAUGCAGGAAAUGGAACUUAAAAGAACUGGCAGUGAUCAUACUAAUCCCACUAGCCCAAUACUUGUGAAACCAUCUGACCUUUCAGAAGAAAAUAAGAUAAAUUCUUCGGUGAAAUUUGCUUCUGGAAAUACUGUAGCAGAUGGUUACAGUAGUUCAGACUCUUUUACUUCUGACCCAGAACAGAUCGGGAGCAAUGUAACUCGUCAAAGGUCUCAUUCAGGAACAUCGCCUGAUAACACUGCACCACCACCUCCCCCUCCACGGCCACAGCCCUCGCAUUCUAGAUCAUCAUCUUUAGAUAUGAAUCGAACCUUUGCAGUCACCACAGGACAACAACAGGCUGGAGUUGUUGCCCAUCCACCUGCAGUGCCUCCAAGACCACAGCCCUCACAGGCUCCUGGUCCCGCUCCACAUCGCCCAGUGGAUGCUGAUGGCCUCAUAACUCACACUAGUACCUCACCUCAGCAGAUACCAGAACAACCAAAUUUUGCAGAUUUUAGCCAAUUUGAAGUAUUUGCUGCAUCAAAUGUAAAUGAAGAACAAGGUGACGAAGCCGAGAAACACGCAGAGGUCUUGCCGGUUGAAAAAGCUUCUGAUCCUGCAAGUUCUCUUCGAGUUGCCAAAACAGAUAGUAAAAUUGAAGAAAAGAUAGCUACUAGUGCUCCUGCCAAUGUGAGCAAAGGCACAACACCUCUUGCUCCACCACCUAAACCUGUUCGAAGAAGAUUAAAAUCAGAAGAUGAAUUAAGGCCAGAAGUUGAUGAACAUACUCAAAAGACAGGUGUCUUAGCUGCUGUUCUUGGAUCACAACCUUCUAUUCCUAGAUCUAUUGGGAAAGAUAAGAAGGCUAUUCAGGCAUCCAUUAGACGCAAUAAGGAAACCAACACAGUUUUGGCCAGAUUGAAUAGUGAAUUGCAACAGCAAUUAAAGGAUGUUCUUGAGGAGAGAAUUUCCCUGGAAGUUCAACUGGAACAACUUAGACCAUUCUCUCACCUAUAAGCCAAUUGCCGUUAACUGUGAACACAACCAUUUUUUUUGGUUCAAAACCAGUUUGGAGACCCAAACAUUCAGCUGACUGCUUAAUUCAACAUUAAAUUUUUGAUUCUGUUUUGCCCCUAUAUGUUCACCAUUGUAUUUAAGUAUCUUUUAUUUUUUAAUUUCAACAAUAAAAGGGUCAGGAUGACUUUU